AUGGAGACGCGUGGCUCUAGUCUGCCGCUUAGCUCCUGCAGCCGCCGGCUCAGCUGCAGCGGGUCUUGGGCUGCCCCGGGCCGCAGGUGGCGGCCGGGAGGGCGGAUGGACUGCCGAGGGACCAGGGCGUCCGGGUACGGGUACGGUGAGGAGGGCGGCGGCGACGAGGAGGAGGAGGAGGAGGAGGAGGAGGAGGAGGAGGAGCGAGAGGGUGGCACUGCGAGCUCGCAGAGAGCGAAACUGCCCCCCAUCGCUGACAAAGCCUCAGAACUGGGCAAACGGAAGGUGAAGAAGAAAAAGAAGAAGAAAACCAAAGGGUCGGGCAAGGGGGACGAUAAGCAUCAGAGUCGCGGCCUGAAGCAUCAGCAGCUGUCCUCCUCCUUCCAUGACAUCUUAAGUCCCGGCAGAGAUCAUGGCCCCAGGCCAGAGCGCAAGGCGGACAAAGCUGAGGGCAAGCCCGCCCCCCAGUACUCCUCCACCCGAAGCCUCCGCCCCGUCGCCGAGAUGGAAGAGCACCUGUCGAAGCAGGUCAACGAAAGCCUGCGCUGGGACGGCAUGCUCGCAGACCCGGAGGCAGAGAAAGAAAGGAUUCGCAUAUAUAAACUGAACCGCAGGAAGCGGUACCGGGUCUUGGCCCUGAAGGGCUUCUACCCCGACGCGUGCGCAGAGAGCCCCGGGGGCCGCCCCUGCCUCCCGGAUAAAGACCGCGGCCCCGACGGCAGGAAAGCCGACCGCCCGGGGCCCUUCGAAGGCUCGCUCGCGCGCUCUGACGCGGCCGCCGCUCUGCCAGAGUGACCUCCACCCCCGCCGCCCCGGGCUUGCGCCUUGUCCUCACCACAGGUUUACGUGUUAAAAAAGAAUAAUAAAAGGAAAUCAGAGCUCCG
Messenger RNA from Hyaena hyaena (striped hyena), 884 nucleotides. RefSeq names its product chromosome unknown C17orf97 homolog (gene LIAT1). The transcript has 2 exons. The coding region runs from base 1 to 795 and encodes 264 amino acids. The record is from RefSeq and is a predicted model, not a curated record. Gene Ontology annotation, biological process: protein arginylation. NCBI's taxonomy places the organism in Eukaryota, Metazoa, Chordata, Mammalia, Carnivora, Hyaenidae.